GGAAGCACUACAGAAGGAGCAAGAGGAGAUUGCGCAAAGAGAGCGCGAGGCACGUCAAAAGCAGCAGGAGGAGGACGCGAAGAACCGGCGCGAGAUGAGUACUAAACUGCGCAAGUUCGCGUACGGACUGCCCAUCUACGACUUCCGUUCCCGAAUCUUAGACGCGCUGUCGAACCACGAUUUUCUCAUUGUCGUGGCAGAGACGGGUAGCGGUAAGACGACGCAGAUUCCACAGUUUCUGCUGGACAGUGGGCGCUUCGGUUCGCGCAUCGCGAUUACGCAGCCGCGGCGAG
Molecule: messenger RNA, 293 nt
Organism: Amoebophrya sp. A25
Lineage: Eukaryota; Dinophyceae; Syndiniales; Amoebophryaceae
Source: the annotation of a GenBank genome assembly